Molecule: messenger RNA, 4499 nt
Organism: Tetranychus urticae (two-spotted spider mite)
Lineage: Eukaryota; Metazoa; Arthropoda; Arachnida; Trombidiformes; Tetranychidae
Molecular function (GO): protein binding
Source: RefSeq, a predicted model, not a curated record
CACUCAAUGGGACCCUCAGGUCUUUGGAUUUAAAUUUUUUCCUGCUUAACAAGAUGGUAGUGUUGUGCUCGAUCGAUUCGAUCAUCGAUUUAAUCGAUUAUCGCUUGCCAACUUUGUGAUCGAUGAUCAACAUGGAAAAUCGAAAAUCGAAAAAGAGUAUGGUUGCCGUAAGAUGUUAGAUUGGGGUUAAAUUAAAAACUGAAAUUAAGAUUAAUUAGGAUUUAUAAGUUUAGAGCUAGGAUAGAAACGCUCAAAAAAAGUCAAAAUUAAAGCGUCAAAAAUGUUAAUUUAUUAUGCGUUCACGAUUCUCUACCAAAAUGUUACAUUUUAUAACUUUUAUAUGUUGUGUUUCAAUGUUUUGUUUACAUUAAAAAUCGAUCGAUUUAAUCGAUUUUUUGAGUUUUUAAUCGAAAAAAUCGAUCAGCCCUAAAAUCGAAAAUCGCCCAUCACUACAAGAUGGCACUAAACAUCAAUUUUCAUUUAAACUUAAUACAAUCGGGUUUGAUUGCGAUAACUGUUAUCUAUUUGCGAUAAUUGUCUUAAUUAUAACAAUACAUUUUUAAAUCAGAGCCAUCUGUGUAAGCAGGAAAAUAGUUAAACCUGAAGACUUUAUGGUUUUCAUUAAGUGGGCUCUCUUGUUAUACUCUUUGUGUGAUACCUUUCAUAAUCUUAAAUGAACGACUGUAUUUUUGAAUUGCAAUUGCUUUUAAUGCGCAAAGAUACCAAAAACAUGGUACAACUUUAUUUUCUAUGCUGUAUAAUCUAUAACUCCAUAUCUUUAACCAUCAACGAUCUAUCAUGGAAACUGAUCCAGAUAAAGUGCUUAUUGUGAACCGAUCGAAAAAGUAUCGUGUUGGUAAACGUUUUAUCUGUUCCCGUGUGCCUUACUUUGAAAAAAUGUUUUCUUGUGAUUUCUUGGAAUCAAAGGAAAACAAAGUUGUUCUUGAUUUGAAUGAACGGUGUUUUGGUUUGAUUCUUCAUUGGCUCCAGUAUGAACACAUAUUAAUCAAAAUGGAUUGUGUGAUUGGAGUUUACGAUAUUGCUGAUUACUUGGUGAUGGAUAGGCAGCUGCUAACAUAUUGUAUUAACUAUUUCGAUGUUGACUUUCAGAAAAAUUUCUCUGUUGAACAUAUUCCAGUUGUUAUUCCUCAAGUCUCUGAAGUAUCCAAGUUAAUGAAUUCUGAUCAACUCAAUUCGUUUAUUUGCCGACACUUUUUGAAAAUAGUUCACACAACUGUUUUUCCAAUCUAUUCAAUUGAAACAUUGGAAUACAUAUUGAAAUUGGAUUUAAUGGUGUUUUCAGAAUAUCAAGUUUUCGAAGCGAUAGUCACUUGGAUUGAAAAUGAUCCGGACUCAAGAAUACGCAAGCUUGCAGAUCUUUUUAAACAUAUUCGUUGGUGUCAUUUAUCUGUGGAGGAUUUGAAAAAAAUAAAGUUACACGAUUCAACUAGACAUUUGCCAUAUUUCAAAUCAAUCAUUUGCUCAUCAACUACUUGUGCAUUUGGUUCAUGUGAAUUCAAUCGCAGUAAUCAAAGUUUUUUCAUCAUCGUUUAUGAAAUGGACGAUCCUCACUUAAAAAUUAAAAUACUUGAAUAAAUAAUAGUUCAAAUAUUUACUCAACACAUAUGUUACAUUGGAUGCAUCAAUUUCAUAUGGAUUUAUACAUGACGAAAACGUUACUGAUAUUUUUUAUGAUUCAGGAAAAAAGAAUUCGUGUUGAUUGGUCUAAUAAAACUUUCAGCUAUCUUUUUGUUAGUAAUCACUACAGGCUGGUUCAUAAUAUUUUUUUCAAAUAUUCACAUCAUUCAAAUGGAAAUCUCUUUCUAUCGAAGACCCAGAUUCGAAAUUAUACUCCGCUUACUCUGAACCCAGUGAAGAGAAGAUGUUCAUUGAAGUUAACUACAAAAUUUUCAUUCUUAUCAGGGAUAUACCAAGCCGUAAAUUUUAUUGCAUCAAGUCUGAUUUACAAAGUUUUUUGGAUAAUUAUAAAGCCGGAAACCUAACUUUCCUUGCAACGGCUUCAAAUAACUGCAUUUAUAUUUUAACAAAUGAAGCUCAUUUCAUUGAGUUCAACACUGUCGCUCGAACCUUCAGGAUAAGUACGUGAUUUAAGGACUCAAAGAUAAUAUUCAAAGAUCUAAUUCUAACUUCUCAUCAAGAUAAAGUGAUUAUUUUGCUCAAGUCGGCUGGAAAAAUUCAAGUAUGACAUGACUUCCGAGAAAUGGAGUGCAAUGGGCCAGAUAAAGAGUCUUAACACUGAUCCCGAAGGAAAUGAUUUGAACAGGAUGUUAACUUUUGGCCCAGCUUUUUUGCCAUUGCAGAAACUUAACCUCUUCUCAUGAAAUUUUUAUGGAUAUUUUUUGUUUUCAACGCCCGUUGCUUCUCUUAAAAACACAAAAACGCUAUUCUCAUCUCAAAAUUUUCUGCAGCCUUAACAGCCAACUAGACAAAGCAGACAAAAAUCUCUAGUUUUGUUACUUUUCAAGUUUAUGACCACUGUUCUGUUAUAGUUAACCCUCUUUAAGUUGGAGCCUUUAAAAGUUUGACGUUUCUAGGCAAUAGCCCAAACAACUUGAUCAGUAUCCUGAGCCAAUAGGUCAAUCUUUGGCUAAUCCACGUGUACUUGACUGCAAAAUAGACCAUAAGCUAUUAUGACUUUGCCCGUCUAACACAUCAUGUAGUCCUUGAAAAAUGUUUUAGUUUCAAGAAUUAAUUAAUGUAAUCUUAAAUUAAUUACAAAUAAUUUUUGUAAUCUUUUUACCAAUCAUUUAACUAAACCAAAGCAACAUCAACUGUAUUUAAAUAUUGAUCUUGUGUGUUUUAAGCAUAGAAACAACUUAUUUCCAUUUGUUUUAUUAAUUCUUCAGUUGCAUUGAAACCCGGAUUAAAAUGGACAUCGAUAGUGAUGAUCGUUUAACCAUUGUGAAUAGAACUUUGAUUUACAAUGUUUCCAAAAAGCUCAUCUGUUCAUCUGUGCCUUACUUUGAGAAAAUGUUUUGUUGUGAUCUGUUGGAAUCAAAGGAAAACAAAGUGGUCCUGGAUUUUGAUGAACACGCAUUUGAUGCUAUUCUUAACUGGAUUCACACAGGAUUAUUCACAAUCAGAAUGGACAGUGUAAUCAGCUUAUACGAGUCUGCUGAUUAUCUGAUGAUAAAUGAACGUUUGUUGCAACCUUGUCUCUCUUAUUUCCAUGAAAAUUUCACCAUUGAGUUUCUCCCAGUUAUUUUACCGCAAGUCACCAAAGUGUCCAAGCUGAUAAAUUCAGGAGCCAUUGAAAGCUUCAUUUGUCGCCAUUUCUUGAAGAUUGUUAAUACGAGUGUUUUCUUGAAUUAUCCAGUUGAGACAGUUGAGGAAAUUAUUAAAUUAGAGUUAAUGGUUUACUCUGAACUCCAAAUAUUUGAAGCAAUCAUGAAAUGGGUGAAUAAAAAUGCAGAACAAAGAAAAGAAUUUCUUUGCCGUUUAUUGAAAUUCGUCCGUUGGUCUUUCAUUGAUUCUGUUGAUAUAUCUAAGAUAAAGGAGGAUAAGUUAAUCAAGACUCUUGAAAAUCUGGAUUCAAUCAUAUGCUCUGGUGGUCAAUAUGGAUCCGAUCGUAGUAAACAAAGCUUUUUCAUAUCAGUUCAUGAAAAAAAGGACAGAAAUUUAAGAAUAAGAAUCUUUGAUAGUAGAUUUUUAUGUUUACCCAUUGGUGAUUUUACUCAGGAUGACUCUAUUCCCCUUGAAUUUGUUCAUGGAGAACACAUUUCGGAUAUUUUAUUUGAUUCUGGAAGAAGAGGAAUACGAAUCGAUUGGAUUAAAAAGACAUUCAGAUGGCUCCAUUCAACAGGCGAGGGUAAAACUUUUCAUCAUCAGAUUUAUCAAUUGGUUAUCAAGUUUUUGACUGAACCCAACUACUCAGAUUGCUAUUUGAUGGACAAAGACACUGAACUGCCACACAAGGUUCCUGGAGAUGAAUGCAUGCUUCUUGAAUCUAAUUAUCAAUUCAUUUUGAUUGGCAAAGCAGAAGAAAAGUUUUUUGGUAUUUUCGAAGUCGCUCGCUGUUGGUUCAUAACUAAUUAUUUAGAAAUGGAUUAUACUUUCAUAGCAACUGUUUUGGACAAUCAUGUUUAUAUUUUAACUCGUGACAUUGAGUUCAUCAAAUUCAGUUUCGAUACUGGUACUUUCAAGAAGAGUGAACCAUUCAAAGAACGCAAGUUAUGUUUCGAGGAAUUGAUCUUAACUUCACACCAUGCGAAUGAUGAUAGAAUAAUUUUGCUCGAUAAAUCAUCUGGAAAGAUUUACUGUUUCAAUAUUACCAAUGAAAGUUGGACUGAAAUGUGCCAAAUCAUGAAUUUAAAUUUUGAUUCGACUUCUGUUGUGGACUCUAAUAAGUUAAUUGCUUUCACUUCAACAUUUUUACCAAUCAAUUCAAUCAAACCUCAGUUUGAAAGAAAAUUUCUGUGACUUUUGCCAUAAUUUUUAUUUUGACGAAGAUAAUCAGUUUAAAUAAAUGUGAGAUUUUC